AUGGCGGAAGAUACAGAUCAAAACAACUGGCAAGUCGAUAUGGAAGUGAAUUUGUUCCACGCGAUGCGUGGCCACAAACCCGUGGGUGUGAACCGCUUUUUCCAGAUGGUCUUCAUCCAUGAAAAGCUGAAUAGCUCCCUCAGCAAAAAGAUAGCGUCUCAGCAGAUAUGGACACAGCUAACAAAAAUGUAUGACCUGCAAGCAUUGAAUGAGUCUGAGAUUAUUCCAUUCCCCAACAAAAAAACAGAUUUUAGUUUACCAGAAGGAGACUUUGGUGACCUGAUGUCGAAAGAUUAUCCACGGAUGUCAAAGAAUGCACUAGGCCCUGCGACAGACAGUGCAAAACAAGAAUUAGCCCCACCUACUCCGAAACAGGGUGGAAAAGGAGGGAAUCAGUCCGGCUCAGCAAGCACACUAGGGGCUGGAUCUUUGAACACUAAUACCCCAGAGGCUUCACCCAAACGAAAGCGAACAAGAAACACCCAGUCCACUCCAUCAUCCGCCAACUCCACUCCAGACGCACCGCCCACAAAGAGGAGAAGAUGACACCACAGUUUUGUUGGGGACUGAGUUUUAAUGGGUUCAACAGCCUUGUACAAA
This is a messenger RNA of Liolophura sinensis, 600 nucleotides long. Its product is annotated as MRG/MORF4L-binding protein-like. NCBI's taxonomy places the organism in Eukaryota, Metazoa, Mollusca, Polyplacophora, Chitonida, Chitonidae. Gene Ontology annotation, biological process: regulation of transcription by RNA polymerase II. The record is from RefSeq and is a predicted model, not a curated record. The transcript has 4 exons. Bases 1 to 546 code for a protein of 181 amino acids. Gene Ontology annotation, cellular component: nucleus; NuA4 histone acetyltransferase complex.